AUGUCCGCCCUCGUCGGCGGCCUCAGCGGCAAGGAGCGCGCGCAGCUGGACGCCGCAGUAUUAGAAUACCUCAAGAAAGUCGCGCCGGCCGCGGCGGACGCCUUCGCGCCGGCGCCGCCGGACGCCGCCGCCCAGCCCGGCGCCCUCGAGCGCAAGUGGGUGUCCGUCGUGCGGCUCCAGCGGCGCGUCCUCGACCUGGAGGCCAAGGCCAAGGCCGGCGGCCGCGCGACGCCGCCGCCCGGCGGGUCCUACGCGCCGCGCGCGCCCUGCGCGCACGCGCUCCGCGGCCACCGCGGCGCCGUGACCUGCGCGGCGGCGAGCGGCGGCCUCGCGGCGACGGGCGCCGAGGACGGCGCGAUCCGGCUCUGGGACUGCGCGAGUGGCGCCGCCGCCGGGUCGCUCGGCGGCCACGUCGACGCCGUGCUCGCGCUCGCCUUCGACGACGGCGGCGCGCUCCUCAGCUGCUCGGCCGACGGCACGGCCAAGGUCUGGCCCGCGGCCGCCGUGGCCGCGGGCGGCGGCGCCGGCGCGACGCUCCGGGGCCACGGCGGCGCCGUGAGCGGCGGCUGCUUCGCCCACGGCGACGGCGGCGCGGACGCGGCCGCGGUCGUCACGGCGUCGCGCGACGGCGACGUCCGCUGCUGGCGGCCCGCGGACGGCGCCGCGCUCGGCGCCGCGCGCGCGCCCCACGGCGCCGGCGAGGCGUUGCGGGGCUGCGCGGCGCGGCGCUGCGCCCGGGGCGCGCGCUACGGCGGCGACUGCGCCGCGCUCGUCGCGACGUGCGGCGGCAAUACGGCUCGGAUCUUCGCGCUCGGCGCGGGCGGCGCGCUCGCCGACGCGGCCCAACCCCUCGCGGGCCACGCCCACGCCGUCGAGGCCGUCGCCUUCGGCCCGGACGCGGCGACGCGCGCCGUCGACGCCGCGGCCUACGCGAAGCUCUCGCUCGCGGACGGCGCGGCCGCGCGGCGAAGCGUCGUCGUGGCGACGUGCGCGCGCGACGGCGAGGCCCGCGUCUGGCGCGUCGCGCCGGACCCGGCGGCGGGCGCGACGGGGCUGCCGGCGCCCGCGUGCCUCCGCGUCCUCGCGGCCCACGGGUCCUGGGUCCGGUGCCUCGCGUGGCACCCGUGCGGCAGGCGCCUGUCGACGGCGUCCGACGACCGGUCCAUCAAGGUCUGGGACGUGCCCGACGGCCGCGUCGUCGCGUCCCUCGACGACGCCCACGCGGGCUUCGUCGCCGCGCUCGCGCUCUGCGGCGACGCCAAGACGCUCGUCUCCGGCGGCGACGACCGCCUCGUCCGCCUCUGGAGCUGCCGCUAG
Messenger RNA from Aureococcus anophagefferens, 1317 nucleotides. RefSeq lists its product as hypothetical. Bases 1 to 1317 code for a protein of 438 amino acids. The record is from RefSeq and is a predicted model, not a curated record. Gene Ontology annotation, molecular function: protein binding. The transcript has a single exon. NCBI's taxonomy places the organism in Eukaryota, Pelagophyceae, Pelagomonadales, Pelagomonadaceae.